Molecule: messenger RNA, 582 nt
Organism: Acanthamoeba castellanii str. Neff
Lineage: Eukaryota; Discosea; Longamoebia; Acanthamoebidae
Exons: 4
Coding region: 1-582 (193 amino acids)
Source: RefSeq, a predicted model, not a curated record
AUGGGGUUCCACGGCGAGGUCAUGUUCCUCCUUCUCGGAGUUAAACCGGCAGUGCUGUGCACGUUUCCCGCUGCCGCCUGUGGCCCGGAGGCGCCCACCCCAUCACAGCUCGCCGUGCACUACGCCACGCAGGUGAUGCUCCCGGCACUGCGAUCAGGCGGAGGCAGUGCGAGCACCAACACAUCGUCAGACGAGCGCACGACAUGGGAGGUGAGUGUGGCGGGCAAACGACUGCUGGUGGGCGUGGUGGAUGCCAACGCUAGCUCAGCGUAUUGCGACGAAGUGGGAGGCUCUCUGAUCGUGUACAUUUUGUUGGACUAUCCAACGCAUCUGAAGGAGGGCGAGGAGCUCGAAGAUCAGCAAAGACGACAGCCUGUGAUUGUGGAGGUAGGCUACUGGGUCGUUACCAGCAGUGCGGAAGGCCCGGAGCUGCUUACAUCGUAUGGCGCCGAAGAAGCGGAAAGGUCGGUGUCCAGCUCAAGCUCGGAAUCACACGAGUUUCAGACUGAGUGUUUCAUCGUGCUUGAUGACAUGGACAAUAAUGAUCGACCGCCCAUCUUGACCGAGACGAUCAACCAGUAA